Molecule: messenger RNA, 1578 nt
Organism: Necator americanus (New World hookworm)
Lineage: Eukaryota; Metazoa; Nematoda; Chromadorea; Rhabditida; Ancylostomatidae
Exons: 13
Coding region: 1-1578 (525 amino acids)
Source: RefSeq, a predicted model, not a curated record
AUGACCAAUGCACUGCUGCUUUUUAUGAUUAUCUACAUAAGUCCGGGUUAUUUAUCGCCAUAUCGAAUAUUUCUUGGUAACACAGCACUUACACAACUACUACUCGCCUUGCUUGUUAUGGUAGUAGCUCCUAGAGUACUCACCCACGGCGUCAACAUAGUGAACAUCUACCUUGGACCAUGUCAACUACUUGGCCCAUGGGGUUCCUAUAUGUUAUACAUAACAAUGCUACAUCUUGGUGUGAACUCUUUCAUGUCUCUGAUGGUCUCGAUGGUCUAUCGCUGUAUUUCGCUACGAACAUCCCGUAUUCGUACAUCAUUUGCAGUGGAAAUGUGUCUGGUCUCCUAUGUUAUACCGCUUUCUAUGAUACUACCAUGUAUAAAUAUGGAAUUCUCAACGAACAAAACAGAUGCAGCUGAAAUAACUCAUCAUAUAGUGAAGAAUAUGGAUAAAUAUGACGUCGUAGUUGCAGCAAAAAUAAUCCAGGCACUUACUGUACAGUCAAUAGUUCCUACUUUUACAAUAUUCCCUGCUGCUGCCGGAUAUUUACUGAUCCAGUUCGGCGUAUUGGAGCCUCGGCUGUUUAGCUUCGUGAUUACCCCUUGUUUAUGUAUAGGUCCAAUCGUUGAUCCAAUGAUCACCAUAUACUAUGUGUCCCCAUAUCGACAUCUUUUUGCUCGAGUUUUUCCGCGAAUGGACCCACGCAGCAGCACAGCGCAGCCGCAGGCAAGCACUGUACAUCGCUUGUCUGUGAUAUUCAAUAGUUUCACAUUUUGGCGUCGUAGUCAUGCUAGGAUAGACUUGAAAACUGAAGAACAAAUUAUACUGCAAAACAGACAGAUACCAUGCGUGAAUUUGGAAUUCUCGGCGAAUACAACGCUAGCGGAUGAAAUCACAAAUCACAUGGUCACAAAUAUGGAAAAGAUGGACGGAGGCUUCCAGUUCCUCAAAUCUUCCAUAGGUAUCAUAUGGAACAUUUGCUGCAGUUCAAUACUUCUUAUUCCCAUCUACGCUACUAUGUUCUUCUGUCGUUGGAAAAUUCACUCGUUUCUGGAAAAAACCGAAUUUGUACAAUCAUCUAAUACAAAGCUGACCAUUAAACGACUUGUGAAGGCCCUCACUGUGCAAUCUCUAGUUCCAACCUUGACUAUUCUACCACCUGCUAUUGCAUAUUUGAUGAUACAGUUUGGCGUGCUGGGACCUCAACUGUUUAGUUUCUUUAUUGCUCCUUGUUUAUGCGUAGGUCCCAUUGUUGAUCCGAUAGUAACCACUUACUAUGUGACUCCGUACAGACGUUUUAUCACCUCCGCUCUACUUCCAAAGUACAUUCAACCAACUGCCUCGGAUACUCAUCAAGGGAUUUCUCAAAUUACUACGAAAAAACGGGUCCCGAACGGAGAACGUCAUCAUCAUAUCACAACUGUAGCUAAGAAUAUUGACAUUCGAACUGGUCGAACGGACGACAGUAAUCCUUCUAUUUGUCCCUAUCUCGUGCCAGAGUCGCCCAGUGAUUUCUCCUUCGGUACGGGACAUGAAGAGCAACGGAAUUCCCCAGAAGAACUUCGUGAAGAAAUCUGA